AUGGAUGUGACCAAGAAAAGCAAACGAGAUGGCACCGAAGUCACUGAAAGAAUUAUCACCGAAACAGUGACUACAAGACUCACAUCCUUACCACCAAAAGGGGGGACCACCAAUGGCUAUGCUAAAACGGGCUCCCUCGGUGGAGGGAGCCGACUGGAGAAACAGAGCCUGACCCAUGGCAGCAGCGGCUACAUAAACUCAAGUGGAAGCACCCGGGGCAAUGCCUCCACCUCCAGUUACAGGAGGGCUCAUUCACCUGCCUCCACUCUGCCCAACUCACCAGGCUCAACCUUUGAAAGGAAAACUCACAUCACCCGCCAUGGAACAUACGAAGGAAGCUCCAGUGGCAACUCUUCUCCGGAGUACCCUCGGAAGGAAUUCGCAUCUUCUGCAACCCGAGGACGCAGCCAAACACGAGAGAGUGAAAUCCGAGUGCGACUGCAGAGUGCGUCCCCAUCUACCCGAUGGACGGAAUUGGAUGAAGUUAAACGUUUGGUCAAGGGAAGCCGAUCAGCAAGUGCAAGCCCCACCCGGAAUUCCUCCAACACACUCCCCAUCCCCAAGAAAGGCAUUGUGGAGACCAAAACCGUGAGCUCCCAGUCAGUGUCCGGCACCUAUGAUGCAACCAUUCUGGAUGCUAACCUUCCCUCCCACAUGUGGUCCUCCACCUUGCCAGCAGGGUCCUCCAUGGGGACCUAUCACAACAACAUGACUACCCACAGCUCGUCCCUCCUCAACACCAAUGCCUACUCUUCAGGAUCAGUCUUUGGAGUUCCAAACAACAUGGCAUCCUGCUCCCCUACUCUGCACCCCGGAAUCAGCACCUGCUCCUCAGUGUUUGGCAUGCAGAACAAUCUGGCCCCCAGCUCCUCUGCCCUGUCCCACGGCAUGGCCACCACCUCCACAGCAUACGGGAUGAAGAAAAACAUACCCCAGAGCCCUGCUGUUGUGAGCACUGGCGUGUCCACCUCUGCCGCCUGUACCACGAGUGUCCAGAAUGAUGAGCUGUUACACAAGGACUGUAAGUUCCUGAUCCUGGAGAAAGAUAACGUGCCUGCCAAGAAGGAGAUGGAGCUGCUGAUCAUGAAUAAGGACAGCGGGAAGGUCUUUACUGCCUCCCCCGCCAGCGUCACUGCAACUUCUUUUUCAGAGGACACCCUGAAAAAGGAAAAGCAAGCUGCCUACACUGACACUAAGCUGAUCUUGGAUACUAAUGGGGAUGUGAAGACUGUGUCCACAAAGAGCAAGGCGGCCUCCGCAGAUAUCCACGGCUACGGCUACGAUCAUCACAACGGUGUCAGUGGCAGUAAAAGUGGCGGUGGUGUUGGUGGCGCAGGCGGCGGAGCUGGCGGGGGCCCAUGGGGAGCAGCGCCCAAAUGGUGCCCCUGCAGCUCCUGCUGCAGCUGGUGGAAGUGGCUGCUGGGCCUGCUGCUCACCUGGCUGCUGCUCCUGGGGCUGCUCUUCGGCCUCAUUGCUCUGGCGGAGGAGGUGCGGAAGCUGAAAGCACGCGUGGACGAGCUGGAGCGGAUGCGGAGCGGCGUGCUGCUGCAGGAGCAGAUAGAGAAAGCCAGAAAGGACCGGCUGCAGGGGCUGGCGCCCGGCGACGGCACAGGCAUGGAAAAGUUUGGGCUGGAUGCUUCCGAUCAGGAGACGCUCUGGCUGUUCAUGAGGAACAAGCUGAUGAAGGAGCAAGAAAACGGCAAUCUCCGAGGAAACCCUGGCCCUAAAGGUGACAUGGGAAGUCCAGGCCAAAAAGGAGAUCGGGGCCUCCCCGGGACUCCAGGGAUUCCUGGGCUCUUGGGACAGCCAGGUCCAGAAGGACCGAAGGGACAAAAGGGCAGCAUUGGAGAGCCUGGCAUGGAGGGACCUGUGGGCCAGAGAGGGCGUGAAGGCCCCAUGGGACCUCGCGGCGAACCGGGACCACCUGGGUUUGGAGAGAAAGGGGACAGAGGGGCUGGUGAACCGGGUGUUCCUGGCCCACCUGGCGUCCCGGGUUCUGUGGGUCCCAAAGGUGCCAGUGGUUCUCCAGGCCCACAGGGUCCCCCAGGCCCUGUAGGACUUCAAGGGCCCCGAGGUGAAGUGGGACUCCCUGGCCUCAAAGGUGACAAAGGUCUUAUAGGACCACCGGGACCUAAAGGUGACCAGGGUGAGAAAGGACCCCGAGGCCUCACAGGCGAGCCAGGCUCCAGAGGUCCGUCUGGUGCUGCCGGGGAGCCUGGGGCUAAAGGAGCAAUGGGACCCGCUGGCCCCGACGGACACCAAGGCCCAAGAGGUGAACAAGGUCUCAGAGGGAUGCCUGGACUCCGAGGCCCACCAGGACCUUCUGGAGACCCAGGGAAGCCAGGUCUCACGGGACCCCAAGGACCUCAGGGACUUCCUGGAACCGCCGGCCGACCAGGUGCUAGAGGUGAACCAGGAGCUCCGGGAAGGAUCACGACAGCAGAGGGGUCGUCGACUCUCACUGUGCCAGGCCCACCAGGACCUCCUGGAGCCAUGGGACCCCCAGGACCUCCAGGUGCCCCAGGCCCUGUUGGCCCAGCUGGUCUCCCAGGACAGCAAGAGGGUGUUGAUUUACGAGGUCCCCCGGGCCCACCUGGACCACCUGGGCCACCAGGACCUUCCAUUCCAGGCCCCCGAGGCCCCAAAGGCGAGCAAGGCCUCCCAGGGUUCUCAGCUUCAGAUUCCAGUUCUCUGGGAUUCAACCUGCAGGGACCACCAGGCCCACCAGGACCCAAAGGUGACAAAGGUGAUCCUGGGAUUCCUGGUGGUUCAUAUCAAGGGGGAUCAUCAUCUGGCACCAUGUUCAUGCCGGGCCCCCCAGGCCCCCCUGGACCGCCUGGGCCCCCAGGCUCCCUCAGCGGCUCUGGCCAGGAGAUUCAGCAGUACAUCUCUGAGUACAUGCAGAGUGACAGUGUUAGGUCUUACCUAUCUGGAGUUCAGGGUCCCCCAGGCCCACCUGGUCCCCCCGGGCCUGUCACCACCAUCAAUGGAGAGACUUUCGACUACUCGGAGCUGGCUUCUUACGUCGUGAGCUACUUACGGACUUCCGGGUACAGCAUCAGCUCGUUGUCGGCUGCCUCCAUCACUUCUGAAGACAUCCUGGCUGCACUGCAGCGGGAUGAAGUGCGUCAGUAUCUACGUCAGUACCUGACGGGCCCAGGAGCCGGUGGAGAUUGGUCCCUCCAGUCUUUGGACUACGCAGAGCUGAGCAGCCGCAUUCUCAGCUACAUCUCGAGUUCUGGAAUUAGCUUUGGACCUCCUGGCCCCCCAGGGCCCCCUGGCUUGCCGGGAACAUCCUUUGAGGAGCUCCGCUCCUUGUUGCAAGGGUCUGAAUUCAGCGGCAUCGUUGGGCCACCAGGUCCCCCUGGGCCACCAGGGAUCCCAGGCAAUGGGUGGUCCAGCAUCAGCGUGGAGGACCUCUCAUCUUACUUGCACACUGCUGGCUUGUCCUCCAUCCCAGGCCCUCCAGGCCCUCCGGGUCCCCCGGGCCCUCGAGGGCCUCCGGGUGUCUCAGGAGCACUGGCAACCUACGCAGCUGAAAACAGCGACAGCUUCCGGAGUGAACUGAUCAGCUACCUGACAAGUCCCGAUGUGCGCAGCUUCAUUGUGGGUCCCCCAGGCCCUCCUGGGCCCCGGGGCCCACCUGGAGACGGCCGCCUGGGGUCCAUGGAUGGCUCCUACAGCAGCUCCUCGGCCAGCAGGAGCACCUCCUACAGCUCCUCCAUGGGCGUGGGAGGAACCAGCGGCGGCUCCCUGGGUGAAGGGGGAGCCUUUGGCCCGGAAGGGGGCUUGUAUGGCAGUGACAGCGACAGCAGACAGUUUGGGGCUGGCUUUGCUGGAGGUCUGGAUUACAACGAGCUGGCUGUCCGAGUGUCCGAGAGCUUGCAGCGUCAGGGCCUGCUGCAAGGGCUGGCCCAAACCAUGCAGGGCCCACCAGGCCGGCCGGGGCCCCAGGGCCCCCCGGGCAUCAGCAAGGUCUUCUCUGCUUACAGCAAUGUGACCGAGGACCUCAUGGACUUCUUCCGAACUUAUGGAGCCAUUCCAGGACCCCCUGGGCAAAAGGGAGAGGUUGGCAUCGCAGGACCUAGAGGUGAGAGGGGCCCUGCUGGGCCACCUGGCUGGCCUGGGCCACCCGGCCCUCAAGGGACCAAGGGAGAAAAAGGAGACAGAGGUGACCAAGUCUAUGUUGGGCGGAGAAGGAGAAGCAUCGCCACUAAGCCAUGA
Pipistrellus nathusii (Nathusius's pipistrelle) is the source of this 4224-nucleotide messenger RNA. The record is from the annotation of a GenBank genome assembly. NCBI's taxonomy places the organism in Eukaryota, Metazoa, Chordata, Mammalia, Chiroptera, Vespertilionidae.